Messenger RNA from Paramuricea clavata, 9718 nucleotides. The record is from the annotation of a GenBank genome assembly. NCBI's taxonomy places the organism in Eukaryota, Metazoa, Cnidaria, Anthozoa, Malacalcyonacea, Plexauridae.
UUUUUUUCAGGCGGUAUUUUCUUGGUCACUGGAAAUACUGAUCACAACAUCAGAAUAUACCAACUGUUAUCUGGUUCUCCUGAGAGAAUCGCCGAAUUAUCUUCACAUUUGGUAUUAGAUCUUCUUACAGAUUUUAUUCUGAAUUUCAUAGAGUACAGUAGAGUCCCGCGAACGAUUAAAGUACGACUAACCACAAAUACGAUUUUUGGUAUGUGUAAUAUUUGGGUCAUUCGAAGAAUAAAUGUAAUAUAUCUUUAUAAUAAAAAAUUCCAUCUUUAUCAACUUUUUCACUGUCAAAGUUUCUGGAUAUGAUGUCAUUAGGUGAAUUGCAAAUUACUUUUCCUUUGUUUUUUGUACCAAAAAUUCACCUAAUGGAACUUUGAUGGUGAAAACGUUGAGGAUGAGGUUUUGUACUAUAAAGAUACAUUACAUUUCUUCUUAGAAUGAUCCAAAUAUUACACAUACAGGUACCAAAAUUUACAUUUAGGGUUAGUCGCACUUUAAGGUUGUAAAGAAACAGCAGCGAAAAUUAAGGUCUUCACAAUGACGCAAAGUGUGGAUUUUUUUGGAAGUAGAAAUGCUUACGUAAUCUUUAUACUUGAAGCAUAAUCAUUCGAAAGAAGCAAAUUGUGUGUUGCUAUGGUAACAAUGUGGCCUAAGAGACAGCAGAUAAAGAUCAAAUUUUGGACGAAAAAUGAAUUUAUUACAAUUUCCUUCGGUCAAAGUUUCUGAAAUUUUGUAGGUGUAAAGAGAAUAUCUAGUGUAAGAUUAUAUCAAAAAAUUAGGGCGGGUUAUAAAUUCAGUUUAAAUGGAGUUAAUGAAAAUUGCCUUGAAUCGUGGACUUUGUAAGUAUUAACGAACAUUUUCUUCAAAUCUUUUUUCAGGAUCAUGUUGAUAGCAUACAGUUUAGUCAUUCAAGUGAAAGGUGUGUAUAGUAAUUGUCGAUGUUAUUUACCUACAGUAUAUUUAAAGAUCCAGUACAGGACAUCCCAUAUUGGUUCAGUUUUACUAAUUUGGUCACCAACCAGUGGUGCCUAAAUUACUUUGAAUUUGUACUCGAGUAAAAGUGGAAGUAAUUAACAAUAGGCAAAACGUACUUAAGUAAAAAGUACAAAGUAUCCUUAAAAAAUACUUGAAGUAAAAAGUAAAAGUACCAUUGUCUGUAGGGGGGGGGGGUCUCCAAUGGAUUGACAUACAAAAGACACAAAACAUCACACACAUUAUAUGCGCGCACCUAUAAUAUACAAUAUUUCGCGGCAUGGUCUACUUUCCAGACCCCGUUGAAGAUAUAAGAAAUUCCUUAAAUAAAUAAUGCUUAUAAGGAAGCCACAAACGAGAGAUCCCAGACGCAUGUAGAGGUCCUAUUACAUAUCCCAAAAUUAAAAUAAAUCCCGAAUAAAUCUCGUAAAAUUAAACAAAAGUUAGAAAGAAACGAAAUACUUUGCCACAAAAUGAAAAUAACGAAGUGAAACGUUGCUUCUUAAAACGACUUCGUUCGAAGUAAAAGUACUCCAGAAAAAGUUUACUUUGUUACAUGCUGACUUCUCAAAAAUAGUACUCAAGUACAUUUACUUCGUUAUUUGACACAACAUGCCUGUAGAUUUUAUUUGGGGGUAGCCAAUCUUCAAAUGGAGCAGUGACGUUACUUUGUGCUAAAGGGCCCCCGGCUUAAACUGGAAUAGGGCCGUUGGUCCUGCCCCAGAUAGUGUCAUUCCUUAGCCCCCGUAUACUUUUACAGAUUUCUCAGCGGUUCAAAAGAUGGAACAGCAAGGAUUUGGUAUUACCAACGUUCUGAAUGGAAGAGUUUCGUAUUAAACAGCCAGCAACAGUUAGCAGGGUACGUACAAUAUGAUUAGAAGGUAUCGAUAAUUAUCGAUAUACCACAACAGCCUAAUUGUAACAAUUUUUCCUGACGUAUAGAUCAUCACCGUUCCGAGACGAGGAUACGAACAAGAUUACAAAAAUACGGGUGACCAUGGUACGAAAAUUGUAUAAAUGUCUGCUAUUUUGAAAGAUAUUGGCAAUAAAAAAUUAGUUUAGGGAGUGUUCAUUAUUUAUAGCCGGGGUUGGUACUGAAGAGAAACUAAUCGAAAAGAGAAAAAAACGACCACCCACCCUUUCGGUCAACCAUUUUUUUCCCUACCCAACUAUUGCAUGACUUGGAUUUUUAUUUUACCCAACCCAAUUUCAAAAUUAUACAAGUAUUUUACAUACAUACAUAUAUAUUAUUAUACAAGCUAGGCCACUAUAGUAUAAACAGUAUAUGCAUAUUUGGUGCACUAACUGAAUGUCAAAUAUAAUCAUUUGUACCUUCACAAGUUCAUAUUAUGUUCCCAAGCCUCCAAGUUUCUGCAGUCCUACUAUGUCUCGUUGUUGUAAUCAAAGGGGAUGGGGAGUUGGGGUUUAGUUUUCUAUGUGCAGAAUGAAUGGAUAUUUCCUGGAAUGACCCAUUUUGUUAAAUAAAGGAUUUUCGUAUUUUGUUCUAUUGAAGCUUUGUAUUGAAAAUAAUUUACCCAACCAUAGGCUUUGUUCAAAAAAUAUUUACCCAACCCUUCAUACCCCAGAAAAAUGGCUUACCCAACCCAAAUCUCUUCGGUAUCAACCCCGGGUAUAAAUAAUGAACACUCCCUUAGACUUCAGUUCAUUUGAAAGAACUCUUAAAACUAUAUAUUAAACUUUACUAAAGAUUGUUUAUAUCUUGCUUAGUUUUCUAAAUAUUUCGACUGAAAAAAGUGAGCUGUUCGCCAUCUUGUAUUAUUGAGGAUAUGCAUGUUACGUCAAGAGAGGGGUCACGCUAAUUUUUUUAUAUUGAAAGUAAACGAUCAAAUAUGGGUCCAAAACUUCGUUUCUGGUUGCUGUCUGAAAUUUAGAAAUUAUUAAAAACAUGUCAAACAAUUUUGGAAUGUUACUCGGUCAUAGUUUAAUAUGGUUAACCCAACUCCUGACGUCAUCAAAACCAUAGUUAAUGAGGUCAAGAAUUAGUCCAAGAUGGCGGAAAGCUCAUUAAUUUGGGUCUAAAUAUUUCGAGAACUAAGCAAGAUAUGACAAAUCGGUAAUAGAGUUUAAUAUAUAAUUUUAAGAGUUCUUUUGAAUGAGACAAACUAAUUUUUUUAUUGCCAAUCUCCUUUAAACACAUUGACUGUUCAAAUAUUGUAUUCUGAUCAUGACUGUGUGUUCGUUAGGUGGGCUGGGAUUUGUCAGAUCAGUUUGUAAUCACGGCCAUAAAUGAUCACAGUGUCAAAGUGUGGGAAUCUAAAACUGGCAAGCUCAUUUAUGUUCUCAAGGUACUACGUUUGUUAUGAAUUGUAUAAUUAUCAUUAAUUUGUAUAUAAAUCCGUCAAUCAUCUUAAUUUAUUGGACGUAAAGGAAUAUGAACUUUAUUUCAGAGUCAUCAUGAUGAGAUCUUUAUCAUUGAAGCCCACCCAACCAACCCACAACUUCUCCUGACUGCGGGCCAUGACGGUUACAUAAUUUUGUGGAAUCUGACUGUUGGAAAGAUCGUCAAGAAGUUUUAUAACUCGGUGAGUAAACGAUGGUUGAUGUUUAACCUCCGCACGCUAGAAACGUACAUUGUAUUUCAUUUUUUGGCACUGAAUUUCGAAAAUUGCCAAUCACGAUUGAGAAAUUUUUCAUGUAUAUUAUUAUUAUUAAAGUGCUUAUGACACGAAAUUUCACCCCAAAGGUUUAUGGUUGCAUCGUAAAGAUCACUUAAAAUGAUUUAAUAAAUUCUUUUAUAGAAUUUUGGUAACUUCUUCCCUUUUCAAGAUAUUCAACUUUGUUUCAUAUGCAAAUAUCACCGGUGUGACAUCACAUCACAUCACAUCACAUAAUGAGUUUUCAGAAACGUAUAGUUUUCUUGACGAAUAUACGUAUUUAAACAACUUAAAAAUUUCCCUUGUAUAUGUAUCAAUUUUAUAACUGGUAAUUACCCCUCUGUAUUUGUUUCUAAAAAUAUUUUAUCAAGGUAAAAUAUUGCGUUUUCAAAAUGUCAUUAUGCGAUGUGAUGUCACACCGGUGAUAUUUGCAUAUGAAACAAAGUUGAAUAUCUUGCAAAGGAAGCAAGUUACCAAAAUUCUGGCACUUUAAAGUACUCUAUGACAGCCACAAUUUUUUACUGUAUAUAUCUAGUGACUUUACAAUUUAUAUAUUCAAAUUUUCUUAGCUUGAAGGACAAGGUCAUGGCGCAGUUUUCGACUGUAAGUUCUCACCAGAUGGCCAAAGGUUUGCGACGACUGACAGCCAUGGGCAUCUUGCUAUUUACGGAUUUGGUUCCAGCGAGCCAUAUCAAAAGGUUUGUUUCGAUAUUCAGUGUGACAGUAUCUUCUCCUAUAUUUGUCGUGGUUUUACAAGAAAUUAGCUAACUUUUUAGCUUGCCAUUUUUAGGUUCCAGGAGAACAGUUCUUCCAUUCCGAUUAUCGUCCUGUGAUGAGAGAUAUCAAUAAUCACGUCCUGGAUGAACAGGUACGUCAGGUUUUUGGCAAACGUUCAGCUAGACAAAUUCAAAAUCUCACGGCUUGUCAUUUGUCAACAAGAUGUGUUCGCAAUGCUUGUUCCCAGUUGUUGACAAGUCUGGAACAAGGUUGACAGGGUCAACAGACUCGAAACAAAUUGUUCCAACAAGUCUGAUAUCGUCUGCACGUAACAAGUUGUUAACAAUUUCAUGACAAGAAUCUCGUAGCAACUUGUUACGAACAGUCUGUAUUAGUCUUCUAGCAAGACUGUUGCUAUCAUCAACCUUGUAACAAGGUGAUAACAACUUGUAUAACUGUAUAACGAACGAAAGUUUAUACACAAAUAUUUGACCUAAAGUUUGCGAAAAAUGCAACUUUAGGCCUUCAAAAAUCCCAUCUAUAUUCCGUUUUAUCGAACUUCUCGCCUAUUCUUCUCCACAGAGCCUUGCGAAUUUUUAGUCAAAUACGUAAUAUUAGUAUAUGGCUUUUCAAAAAAUUCUCUAUUCUGAUUGGUUGACAAGCGGUCCGUAAAAACCCAUAUCCGGACCGUGGUCCGUAUUUUCCGUAUCUGGACCUGUGUCCCGGAUGUCGUUUAUCUGGCGGGAAAUUUUUAAUUUUCCAAUUGUGCUUUAGUGCUUUACCUGUAAAACAAAAUUGUUUUUGAUCGAGCAUGCAUGCCUACCGUAUAUUGUUACCCAGUGAAACUGACGAUAGCCGAUUUAAUUCGCGCGAAAAGCAUAUGCUCACAGACUCAGUUCAACCGAUUAUUGAACUCGCUUGUUCGGUCUGUACUGUGAAAUAUCAGACCUCUGUUUUUUGUAUGGACCUCGCUCCUUCGUCGCUCGGCCCAUACUAAAAAAACCUCUGUCUGAUAUUUCACAGUACAGACCUCACGCUCGGUCAAUAAGCCGUUAUUAUACUGGGCAAACAAAUUACGUAGUUGCACUAUCAUAGUGAUUUCAUAAUGUCAUCAUCAUAAAUCAUAGUGAUUUCCUUUGUCUUUUUGUUCAUGAAUAAUUAUUGAGUUUUUAAACCACAAUAAGUAAUUUUACCCUGAGCGGAGAAGAGUGCGAGACGCCCAAAAUCUUAAUCAUUUCCUCUAUUAAGUCUAGAUUUUUUUCAGACUCAAACAGCUCCCCAUCUCAUGCCCCCACCGUUCCUGGUCGAUGUUGAUGGUAACCCGCACCCAGUCUUCUAUCAACGCCUCAUACCAGGACAUAGCAGUAAUAUACGAUCUCGACGUCAUGUAGUCACCAGUCCUCCUCAUGUGCCAGCCUCUCCUAUGCCACCGCUGUUAGCUCGAAUAGAAGAGUUCGAACGCGGAGCUGCAUUUCCAGAUCCUGAAGGUAACACGCUUACCACGUCUGUUUUAUCUUGCGCGUAAAUGGCAGUCAUUUACUGGGUGCCCCCCCCCCAAAAAAAAAACCCCCAAAAAACUAUACACUGUUUGAUUUAAAAUGGAAAUUGCUAGAUAGUACACUUCAAAAUAAGGUUUCCGUUUUUAUAUCAUUUUUUUAAAUAGGUUAGGGUUAGGGUUAGGAUUAAGGUUAGUAUUAGGGUUAGGGUUUAGUUUUGCGUUAGGAUGGUUUUUUCUACGUUAUAAAAACGGGAACCUUAUUUUGAAGUAUACUAUCUAGCAAUUUCCGAUUUAAAAUAGCAGGAAAAUCAGAACAGCCAUUAUGGUCAAAUGAAUUUUACGGUACCCAGAAAGGGCUAACUUAAAUUUUGAUAUGUUACAAUAGGAUUUUCAUGCAAUAUUAACUGAGGUAUCAAUAUUUUAAGUUUUUGACAAUGCUAAGAAUUUGCGUAAAAUGACCUAUUAAUUUAAAUUGUAUCUGCAUUGAUAAGCAUGCCAUAUCGCUUUAGUUGUUUCAAAUAUCAAUAUUUUGUCAACUGAAAAAGCUUGUCCUAAAGUGCAUUUGCCUGGCAGGAAAGAUUCUGUAUCGGUCACCAAAGAAUAUUCGAUAAUUAUUUUUCGUAGGUGUUUGUCAUUUCCUUGUGCAUUAAUUCCCAAAGUUAAGAAAUAUGGACAAAAUCGUAAAGUCUCUGGCUUGCGAAGUUGCAAAAUUGUAAAUUUAAUAGGAAAUAAUUUGAAAUUUAAGCUGGCUUCAAUGAAAUACUCGAUAAUCACGAACGAAUGGCAUAUUGUCUCAUUCAAUCCUACUUCAUUUUCUUUGUUCUUUAUAGUACUUCAGUCUCCACCCCCCGGCCAGAAUGCGCCAUCACUAGCCAGUCCGGGGGUAGGCAGUCGUAACAGAGGCCUGCUUCAGGAUGGUGAUAUCGAAGGAGUGAGACAACUGAAUGUUAAUAUCCCGAUCAUACAAGACGCAACAGAGGCUGAUACCAAUGCAUGGAGAAACAGAACUAUCGUACCCAAGUUGAAGGAAAGCGAAGCUAAGUAUGUACUGAAUUACAAAAAUAUUUAACUGCACGGGAUGGAUCUACACUGUUAACCCCCCCCUCCCCCCCCCGUAAGUUUACAGUAAAAAAGUACUGGUAGUUGGGACGCCAGAGAAUGUACUGUAAGUUUACGGAGACCUUCCUGUCAAACACACGUCAGAUUUCUUUUGAAAGUCCAUUAUACUAUAAUUUACGAUUACAGUAUACUUACUGUAAAAAAUAACAGUACAUUAUUCGGUAAAAAACAGAUAUUUGUAACAGUGUAGCCUCAUCUGCAAGGAGGGGUGCAGGUUUUCCAUGGGGUGGUGCAUGAGGGAGCCUUACUGCCCACUCUCCUCUGCAGUCUGCAACGCUACUAUCGUAACAUUAUCUGCAUGUUCGCCGUUCUGUUACGUUUUACAUUAUCUUUUGAGCAUUAAGUUUAUAUAGGCUUUUUAUCACGUAUGAUAUUAAACUAUAAAGCAUUCUGAGUAUUUUCUCAUGAGCUCACAAAUCAAUUAAAUCGUUUCAAGAAAUCGCUAACAGUAGAAGUUCCGCUAAUCGCUAUUCGAAAAGCAGAAAAUGUAUGGUCAAGCAGAUUUUCUUAGGGUGGUGCUGGACUUCUCUAGGGUGUGGACUUCUCCUAGUGUUGGCAAGAAAAGGGGGCUAGAGGGGGAUGCCAAUUCCCCUAUUAGGUCCAUUAUUGAUGAUAUGCAUUUCCUUGCAGUGCCUGUAACUUUCUUCCAAUGAUUUUCAGAUGGGAUGAGGAAAGGCGAGUUUUAUUAGGACGACAGGAAUUGCUCAGAUAUUUGAGAGAGAAGAAGAAGCGACCGUUACCCUCGACGUCAAGGGUUUGUAUUUCCUACUUGCAUUUUCACUCACUGUAUAAUAAAAAUCGGACAGUUUUUCUUUGGAGCAAGAUCCUUUAUGAAGAACAGUUCAGAAUUGAUAGAGCUAAAUCAAGUAUAAAUGAAGUUGAUUUAGGUACCGGUGACACCGGUCCCUAUUUUUAGCGGGGAUAGCACCGAAGAGGAAUGUUUUUCUUGGUAAAACGUUUGCUGAUUCAACCAUUACAGUGAAAAGUCAAAACAUUUUUAGCCAACCUUCAAAUAUCAAUUAAAAAAUAAAUACCCACCCCUGGCCAAAAUCUGUACAAAAAGAUGCCAUUCAGUUGUCACACAUGUCCUUUACCACUUCUGUGAGAUGAGUUUGAUAACUGCUUGUGAAAUUUUCUGCAGUCUAAAGUUUCAUGUUGUCUGCACAUGUACUUUCUUUGGAGACACCAUUUGCCUCCUGACAAAUGAAACAAAAGACAAUGACUCUGAUUGAUUGACAUAUUAUAUUGACAAAUGACUGUUGACACUUUAGUCUUCAAUAUUUGAGUGAGUCAUGUUUUGGAAAUGACAAUAAAUUUUUAUUACCCAACCUUGAGUUGUUUUGUUUUACAUUUACCCAACUAUUUACUCACUCGUUGACUCACUCUUUUCACAUGAGUCCGUAGCUAGAAUCGAACCCUAGUGAUUUUAGUUUCCUCCUGUAGUAAUACUGAACUUGCAUGCAUGAAUCCCUAGAGAGAACAGUUUGGAACUUAUAGAACUAUAAGUGAAACUUAAUUCCAUUGAAUAUGUAAUUGAAUGUUUCAAAUGUAGUCUGUGAGUCAAACUGACAAGAAAGCAGAGAGAUUCCUGCGCAGUCGUGCUCGUGCCAAGAAUCGCCGUGAUCGUCCACGUGCAAGCGAACCACGUCCGGUAUACAACACACGUGCAGCAGCAAACACGGAGAGUGACGUUGAAGAGUCUGGGGACGAGGAAGUCUCGAUCUUACCGAGUGAUAGUGAUGAUGAUGAUGUACCUUGGCACAGUAGUAGCAGGUGGGAUUAUCUCAUAUAUACAUUACUUGGGUCGAUUGUACGAAGGCUGUAUAGCGCUAUCCACCCGAAGGUGAUUUUAUCAACCUCUCUACAAAUGCUUGUAAAGCUGUGAAACAUAUGGACCUCACGAUUAGGGGUGGAUCUAGCCUCAUCUGCAAGGAGAAGUGCAGGUUUUCCAAGGGGUGGUGCAUGAGGGAGCCUUACUGCCCACUCUCCUCUGCAGUCUACAACGCUACUAUCCCAACAUUACCAUUAUUUGAGAUCGCCGAAUCUGCAUGUUCGCCGUUCUGCUACGUUUUACAUAAUCUUUUGUUUAUAAAGUUUAUAUCGGUUUUUUAUCACGUAUGCGUGACUGGACAGUUGCUGUAGCACAGUACAGUAUACUUGCUUGUUAAAGUACAGUAUAUUUGAAAAAUAUGGCUAUAUAACAACCUCGACCAUGAUAUCUAACAAAAGCAUUUUGGAUAUUUUCUCGUGAGCUCACAAAUCAAUUAAAUCGUUUCAAGAAAUCGACACUCGCUAACAGUAGAAGUUCCUCUAAUCGCUUUUUGAAAAGCAGAAAAUGUAUGGUCAAGCAGAUUUUUUUAGGUUGGUGCUGGACUUCUCUAGGGGGAUGCUAGACACUACUAGGUGGGGUGCGCACCCCCUUGUACCCCCGCGGUAUAUCCGCCCCUGGUUUAGUUUUUUAGUUUGGUUUAAUUUGUAAAUCUUUGAUGUAAUUUGUAAAUCUUUCAUGAACAGUAUGUUUUAAUAAUCAAUAAUUGAACUUGCAGUGAAACAAGUGAAUAUUCAGACUGGACAGAAGAGGUAGGAAUGAACACGAGACAACAAUCGGAAAGCCAACGACCGAGUCGCCGAGUUCGGCGUGUCAUCAGCUCGAGUGACGAGGAAGGAGAGACGUCCACACGACCAACUAAACCUGUUAAGAAAGAAAACGAUCGACCAAAAAAGGCACCCAAGAAAAAGAAAAAGAAGGUUGGAGAUUAAUGCACCAGCCAAGGGUUUAUCACCCCACCCC